CUUCCUCUUCUCUCUCUCACUCUUCUCUCUGGUGCUGUGGGUAGGCCGGCGCCGCCGGCCGACGGGUGGGGAGGAGACCGACGGGGCGAGACGGGAGAGGAGGUCCGGCGGCCGGCGGCGGCGGCGACGGCGACGGCGACGACACGAGAGCAGGGGAGCAAGGCGGCGGCGGCGGCGACGACGCGGCGCCGAUGUGCACUUGGUCUCGGUGAAGAUUGGGAAGCCGUCGUCCCCGUAGGAUUCGUGCCUCCCGACGAUGCGCCUGGCUUGCCGCCGCCGCGGAGAUCGUUGGCACCAUGAAGUUCUUCGCGGCGCCCGCAGGGCGAGCGGGCUUGGGCGCCGUCGUCCUCGUCGCCGCGUCACGCUGCCCGCUGUUCUCCUUCUUCGCGCUACUUGUUCUUCUCCUAUUCCAGCCGCACCACCAGCUUGCCGCGUCCCACGUCGCCGUGAACCAGCAGGUGAGCCUUGUGCCGGAUGCGGCGGCGGCGAAGGCGGCCGGGGUCGGGAACGGCGCGGUGGUGGACGUGAGCGACGAGGAGUAGGAGGGCAGCGUGUCGAGGUGGAUGCUGAUAGUGGUGACGACGAUGCGGUCGGGCGGCCGGGAGCGGCGGCGGCGCAACGCCGCGCUCGCCCACGUCGACAAGCACUACUUCUCCGGCGUCGUCCACUUCGCCGACGCCGCCGGUGUCUACGACGCCCAUUUCUUCGACAAGAUCCGCCAGACCGAGUGCUACAGUUAUGCAUCAACCUGAACCCUUGAUUUGCUAUCAUGUGGUGCUAGUUCAGUUACAGACUGCAACUACACCGGAUCCUGAUCGGCCAUGGAGUGUAACAACCUCCCCCACAAACACUGUAGAAGCAUCAUCCAACAUUGCAGGGGCGGAUCUACCCAUUAGGCAGAGUAGAUCGACCGACCCAGCUACAACCCGUAUCGCUCUACACCCCAAGACCCCCUACCCCUUUAUAGCAGUCAUGGGCUAUCAAAAUUAGGUAUAACAAGGUGUGAACGUCCAACAAAUUAGUUUGUUUCUUCAAAACAUACACACGCCACAAACAAUGAUCGAGAUAAUUAUGCGAUUGACUAUAAAUACGAUAUGUGUUUUGUUCGAUUGCUCUUAGAGCAAGAUUAAUAGUGCAGCUAGCAGCAAGCUCUAAAAUUUUGUCAUGUCAAGUAGAGCUAACUUAUACAACAAGCUAACUACAAGUUAGUUAUGAGCUGCCUUGGUUAAAGCAUACAUACAUUAAAUACUUGUAUGGAUACAUCAGCUGUUGGGACCCACAUAACAUAUUUUUUAUUGUCUCUCCUGGCUGCAUGCGAGCUAUAUGGUGUGGGGCGCUAUGCAAGCGCCGGCGCUAAAACAAGCGCCUUGUUUCAUUCUUGGUGAAUUUCUUUCCCUAAUCUCAGAUUAGGCUGAUUAUCAGGUUUUGAAGCCAACUUAAUAGAGCUAUUAUACCUGCUCUUAUGGAGUGAACAUCUCUAUUCUCCGUCCCAUCUAUAUUUUAAAGCUGCAUUUGUCACUGCUCAUAUGUCAAUGACAAGUGGAUCCUUAUGUAUUUAUGACAUGUGGGUCUGAUGGUAAAUUGUUAAAUACCACGCGUAUAAGAGUAAAGAUAGUUAAAUAUCUAUUUAAUAAUCGGAUCAAGCUGCAAAUUAGCAAUGUUGGUGUUCCUUGAUCACAUCCCGGAGAACAGGGGCCCGGAAAUCCAGAAAAACAAAAUAAAAAAAAAAUCAAGCGCGGAACGGACGCGGAUGAUCCGGCCCAGCCCAUCGUCGUCAACCUCCGCCUCCUCACCUCUCCGCUUCAAAUUAAAAACGCAACGCACCAACCCAUCCAUCUCCUCCUCUGCCUCCGCCAUUUCCAACACCACCCACCACACCACAGCACAUUGCAAUGCCUCCCGGCGGCGAGCCCGAUCCGGCGGCCGACGAGCUGCAGAGCCUCAGCUUCGCCUCCUCCGACCGCUCCCGCUCCCGCUCCGCCUCCACCGUCUCCACCGCCACCACCACCUCCACCACCACCACCACCACCACGCCGCCCCGCCUCGGCGCCGUCGCGCUCUCCGACAUCCGCUUCCUCAAGCGGCUCGGCGCGGGGGACAUCGGCAGCGUCUACCUCGCCGAGGUCAGGGGCGCGGCGACGGCGCUGGUCGCCGCCAAGGUGAUGGACAGGAAGGAGCUGGAGGGGAGGAACAAGGAGGGCCGCGCCCGCACGGAGCGGGAGAUCCUCGAGGCCGUCGACCACCCCUUCCUCCCCCGCCUCUUCGGCGUCGCCGAGGGGGAUCGCUGGUCCUGCCUCCUCACCGAGUUCUGCCCCGGCGGCGACCUCCACGUCCUCCGCCAGCGCCAGCCUCACCGCCGCUUCUCCGAGUCCGCCGUCAGGUUUUAUGCGGCGGAGGUGGUGGCGGCGCUGGAGUACGUCCACAUGGUGGACAUCGUGUACCGUGACCUGAAGCCGGAGAACGUGCUCGUCCGCGCCGACGGCCACAUCAUGCUCACCGACUUCGACCUCUCGCUCAAGUGCGACCCGACGGCGCCGACGCCGGCGCACGUCAUCUCGGACCCCAUCGCCCUCGCCGGCGGCCAGUCUUCCUCCUCCUCCUCCUCGUCGUGCAUCAUCCCGUCCUGCAUCGUCCCCGCCGUGUCGUGCUUCCAGCUCUUCCCAGGACGCGGGCGCCACCGCCGCCGCCGCUGGCGCGGCCGCAAGAAGCCGUCGAGCGGCGGCGGCGGCAAUGGCGGCAGCAGCUUCCCCUCCGGUGGGCUGGAGCUGGAGUUCGUGGCGGAGCCGGUGGAGCUCCGGUCGAUGUCGUUCGUCGGGACGCACGAGUACCUCGCGCCGGAGAUCGUCUCCGGCGAGGGGCACGGCAGCUCCGUCGACUGGUGGACGCUGGGGGUGUUCGUCUUCGAGCUGCUCUACGGCGUGACGCCGUUCAAGGGCCACGACAACGAGAUGACCCUGGCGAACAUCGUGGCGCGCGCGCUCGAGUUCCCCAGGGAGCCGCCCGUCUCCGCCGCCGCCAAGGACCUCGUCACGUCGCUCCUCGCCAAGGACCCGGCGCGCCGCCUCGGCGCCACCGUCGGCGCCGCGGUGAUCAAGCGGCACCCCUUCUUCAGCGGCGUCAACUGGGCGCUCCUCCGCUGCGCCACGCCUCCGUACGUUCCCCCGCCGUUCAGCGUCGCCACCGCCACCGCCGCGAACGCCGCCGCCGCGAACGCUGACAUGUCAUACGACGACGACAGCUGCCCCGGCACACCCGUGGAGUACUACUAGACAAGACAAGACAGGCUAUCCCAAUGGAGGAAGCUGCCAUGGAUGAACGUGCAAAGCUAGGGAGGAAGCCGCCAUUGCCGGCGCACGUGGUGGGGGACGCGGGACGGCGGCGAACCGAACUGGCAUGGCGCGCACGCGGGCGCCGCGCUGUCGCGCCAAAUAGUUGCCGGGUGCGUGUCCCCCCGGACGGGAGUAAAUUAUUGCUGCGCGUAUCUGACUUUGUCUGAACGUGGUCACUUGCCUGGUUGGUGACUGUCUCACCAAAAAAGAACUUAUUAACGAGUAUCUCCAUAGUGCUAUACUAGUAUAUACAAAUAUUUUAGGCCCAUUUGGACUUUUCGAGCAUGUAACCCCGCAAAAUUCCUAUGAACUUUGAAACAUGUUGCUCAGUGGUGAGUUGUAUUUAUGAAUUCUUUUUACUAGUAAGAUUUGUUCUUCCGGUC
Molecule: messenger RNA, 3712 nt
Organism: Oryza sativa Japonica Group (Japanese rice)
Lineage: Eukaryota; Viridiplantae; Streptophyta; Magnoliopsida; Poales; Poaceae
Product: serine/threonine-protein kinase D6PKL1
Biological process (GO): protein phosphorylation
Cellular component (GO): nucleus; cytoplasm; plasma membrane
Molecular function (GO): ATP binding; protein serine/threonine kinase activity
Source: RefSeq, a predicted model, not a curated record